AUGCUAUCAAACCGUCUCACCACCAGCUGGUUCCCCCUCGCCGAAGCCUGUAACAACACCGGUCCCGACGACACCAAGCCAUGGUACAAAUAUCUCGAAAACUGCUAUGAGAACCAACUCCUCGACCCCUCAAAGUCCACAACAAUGACACAGACACCCAACGGUGCAUUCUCCGUGCCCAGUACCAGCGAGCUUGCGGAUGUCUGGGGUGAAGCCUACCGGGGCCAGGGAGGCACUGGGACUGAUACUAUGACGAUUGCUGGGGUUGAUAUUCCGGAUGUUGAGCUGAACUUUGCGACGGGUAUAAAUAGCUCGCAUGCGCAUGUGGGGUUGGCAAAGGGUUCGACACUGCUGGAUAAGUUGGUUGAGCAGAAGAUUAUUAACGCGAGGGCCUUUUCGCUGUUUGUGGGGAGUGAUGUGAGGUAUUUGCAGAACUGGGAUCCGAAUGCGAAGGAUGCGAACUAUCCUGGAUCAAUCGUUUUUGGAGGCCUCGAUUUCGCAAAACAGAGCCAAACGUACAUAAGAGGUGACCUUGACUCGGAUGGGAUUCCCCAGCUCGAUGUCUCAGGCAUAAACGUCCAUGCACAGCACGCGGUAUAUGACAUUCUGGGAGACCUGAAAGUCGAUACAUAUGAUGCAGAGAUCGAUGUCUCGAGCCCUUGGAUUUACGUUCCCGAGGUUGCUGCUCAGGCUAUUCGUGCUAAACGUGAUAAUGACUGGAACGCCUCGGGUGAUAUUGUGAGCACCCCUGUACACCUGGGCAACAUCUCCAUGACCGUGAAGGUGAGGGGAACUGGGCAUGGGGGUGCAUCGGAGGUCAACAUCACAUUUCCAGAAUCAAUUUGGGGAUGGGACAGGAGUUAUUACGCGGAGCCCAAAGUCACAAAGGACAAAUUCUUCCCGUUCCUGAUCAACAAGUCCACCGCCCGCGCAAGGGUUAUCCUUGGAAGGCCCUUCCUGAAGGCUGUCUAUCUUGCAAUCAACUAUGACAGCAACGAAUUCCAAGUCGCCCCCGCCAGCUACUCCUCCGACUCCCAAAUCAAACCCUUCGGGGCUGUCGCCGCCGACGGCAGCAACAGACUCGAAUCCUUCCCCAGCCUAACCAACGAGGAGGGACAACCAAGCCCGACCGUCACAGCCCUUCCCGACCCCAGCGGCACCGCCCUCGCCGACUCCUCCUCCAGCUCCAGCACCCCCACCGGUGCCAUCGCCGGCGGCGUCGUCGGUGGAGUCCUAGGCCUCCUCGCAAUCGCAGGUCUCAUCUUCCUGUUCAUGAGGCGGGGCAAGAAGAAGCCGUGGGUUGAGAACAGAGAAAAUGUCCUGCCUACGCCGUCAACGGCCGGGCUGAGUCCCGACGCGAUGGGCGCCGCUGCCGCCGCCCCCCACAACCAGGAGCAGCCGCAGGAGUACUCCAAGGCGGAGCUCCCGGCUAGCACCGAGAGACAUGAGCAGUACUAUGCGCCGCUGGGAGAGCUGGCGGCCGGGUCGCCGACGGAGGUGAAGCAGGGGUACUAUCAUGAGCCGGAGGUGGACCCGCAGGAGGUGCCCGCGAGCCCGGUGGUGCCGGAGGCGUUUGUGCAUGUGCCGAGACCACCGCAUGCUGCGGUGCCCGGGCAGGAGACACAUGAGUUACCGUAA
Morchella sextelata is the source of this 1638-nucleotide messenger RNA. RefSeq lists its product as uncharacterized. The record is from RefSeq and is a predicted model, not a curated record. The transcript has 5 exons. Bases 1 to 1638 code for a protein of 545 amino acids. Lineage: Eukaryota; Fungi; Ascomycota; Pezizomycetes; Pezizales; Morchellaceae.